Linum trigynum is the source of this 2196-nucleotide messenger RNA. The record is from the annotation of a GenBank genome assembly. Lineage: Eukaryota; Viridiplantae; Streptophyta; Magnoliopsida; Malpighiales; Linaceae.
AUGGUGCCGUCUCCGGCUGUGGCGCCCUGUUUUCCCGACAGCCUGAAGUGGGUAUUGGAGAACCAACGGGAGGAUGGGUCGUGGGGUUUGCCCGCUCACAGCAGACCCAUUUCCCUCACCAAAGACGCUCUCUCCUCCACUCUAGCCUCCGUUCUUGCUCUCAAGCGAUGGGGCGUCGGAGGAGAUCGACACGUUCAGAACGCACUUGAAUUUAUGGAACGAAACUCGGCCGCUCUCUCCGAUCCAACCCAACAAACCCCGAUCGGGUUCGACAUAACAUUUCCCGCCAUGAUCCAAACCUCCGUGAAGGAUUACAAUUUGAAUCUCCCGCUCAAAUCCGCCCAAAUCGACUCCAUGCUCCGCGACAGAGCCACGGCCCUCAGCUCAGCGAAUCCAGGCUCUCAAGGACGCGACGCCUACUUGGCCUACAUCUCCGAAGGAAUCGGAAGUUCGCAGGACUGGGAAACCGCCAUGAAAUUCCAGAGGCAAAAUGGCUCCCUCUUCAACUCUCCCUCCGCCACCGCAGCAGCCUUCAUCCACCUUCACGACCCCGAUUCCCUCCGCUACCUCCGCUCAGCCGCCGCCGCCGGGAAGAAUGGCGGAGUUCCAGUGAUCUACCCGCACGGAAUUCACGCCCAGCUCUGCCUCGUCGAUGCGGUUGAGGGUUUGGGAAUCGAUUGCCAUUUUGCGGAGGAGAUUAAGCUGGCUCUGACCCACAUUUACAGGAGCUGGCAACAGGGAGAGGAAGACAUAUUCCUCGACCCCACGACUUGCGCCAUGGCGUUUCGGAUUUUGCGACUCCAUGGAUACCCUGUAUCCGCAGAUGCGUUCCAUCGAUUCACAGAAGAGAGGUUCUGGAGCGAUACUUUGGAAGGGUAUUUGAAGGACGAAAGGGCUGUGCUGGAGCUCCACAAGGCCUCCAAAUUGAUUUUCCCUCGAGAAUCGAUUAUGGAACACCAGCAAGCGUGGACGCGCCAGUUCCUGACCAAGUUGGUUGGGAAAGAUGAAUCCGACAAUAGGCCCAGAACCCAUGAAUCGCUUGUCAAAAAGAAGGUGCGUAACGCUCUUAGCUAUCCAUUCCGCUCUGAUUUGGAACCCGUGGCUCGCAAAAGAAACAUCGAGCAGUUUAGGACAGAGAGCUCAAGGAUCCUUAAAUCGUCCUUCAGCUGUGCAAACUUUGAGGGCAACGAUUUAGCAAAAUUGGCGGUUGAAGACUUCAACUCUCUCCAGUCGUCUCACCGCGGCGAACUACAACAUCUGAUGAUGUGGCUAGAAGAGAAAGGAUUGGAUGAGAUGAGGCUGGCCAAGGUGAGGAUGGGGUAUUGUUACUUCAGCGCUGUAGCAACUUUCUCCGAUGCAGACCACUCCGACGCCCGCAUUCUCUUCUCCAAACACGCUCUGCUAGUCUCUCUUGUUGACGACUUGUUCGACAUGUUUGGGACUCACGAGGAAAUUCUGAACCUUGUCCAUCUCUUUGAGAGGUGGGAUGCGAAUAGACCAACGUCGUCACAGUUCAGUUCAGAGCGUGUGGAGACGUUGUAUUGGGCAAUUCAUAGCACCAUUUGUGAGAAUGUGGAGAAAGCAUUCCCCACCCAGGGUCGUAGUGUCAUGAAUCAUAUCGUGGAGCUCUGGGUGGAAAUGCUGAAAGGUAUGCUAAAGGAAGCAGAGUGGUCCAAAACAAACACAAUCCCGACGCUCGAGGAAUACUCGACGAAUGCAACCAUUACACUUGGCGUAGGAGCAUUUCUGGUCCCUGCUCUCUACCUAGCCGGCCAGAAGCUGUCAGAGGAAGUCGUCAAGGGUCCCAAAUUUCAGAAGCUGUUCAGAGAAACAAGCAAUUGCGGCCGGCUGCUGAAUGAUUCCAGGGGCUAUGAGAGAGAAGCUGCGGAAGGGAAACCAAAUGCAGUGCUGCUACGAAUGAAACAGGGCAAAGGAGGAAAUGGUGCGGAAGAGGAAGCCAUGGAAGAGGUCGAGAGGUCCAUAGAGAACUUGACACGACAAGUUUUGGAGAUGGCUCUGGACGAGAAGGACUACGGCCAAGUCCCAAGUGAAAUCAGAGACAUGUUCUGGAAAUCCAUCCAAGUGUUCUACCUGUUCUACAUGAAGGAGGACUUGUACCAUGCCAGCACCAAGUUGGUUAAUGUUGUAGAAUCUGUAAUUAACGAACCCAUCUCUCUUCACGAAAACUUAGGAUGA